Messenger RNA from Zasmidium cellare ATCC 36951, 1179 nucleotides. RefSeq names its product glycoside hydrolase family 33 protein. The record is from RefSeq and is a predicted model, not a curated record. The transcript has a single exon. The coding region runs from base 1 to 1179 and encodes 392 amino acids. NCBI's taxonomy places the organism in Eukaryota, Fungi, Ascomycota, Dothideomycetes, Mycosphaerellales, Mycosphaerellaceae.
AUGGGAAGCUGCGCAGAGUCAGUGCCAGAUUUUGACAACAAUGUUCUCACUGAGACUGCCAAGCCAUUCCAGCAUUCAGCAUGCUUUGUUCCAGCGGGAACGCCUCAAUGUCAUGCAUCAAAUCUUCUGAUCCUUGACAAUGGCGAUCUUCUCUGUGCUUGGUUCGGCGGCACGCAGGAAGGGAAGCCUGACACCAGCAUUUACCUGGCCAGACGACCUGCUGGAUCAAAUGUGUGGUCUAAGGCUACAAGAGCGACUUCCGAUACCUCGAGGAGCGAGCAGAACCCAGUGCUAUUUCAGACGCCCGUCGUAGAUCUCUGGCUCCUCUAUACUUCGCAGAAUCUCGGCGAUCAAGAUUCAGCUGUGGUCAAACGUCAAAUAUCGAGAGACCGUGGAUCGACAUGGGGGGCUCCAGAUGUCCUCUUCUCAGAGCCAGGAACUUUCAUUCGGCAGCCGGUCGUGGUUCUUGAAAGUGGAGCUUGGGUGAUACCGACAUUCAAAUGUCGUAGCGAACCAGGCGUGCGGUGGGUUGGCAACGACGAUAUCUCGGCGAUCCGGAUCUCACAAGAUCAAGGCCAGACGUGGGUCGAAAAAGAAGUCCUCAACAGCUUCGGCGCCGUUCAUAUGCAAAUCCAGCAGCUUCAAGACAGGACUUAUCUUGCUCUGUAUCGCAGUCGAUGGGCCGACAACAUUCAUAUGUCAACGUCCCCAAACGGCAUCGGUUGGUCUGAGCCCAAACCAACAGCACUACCAAAUCCCAAUGCUGGCGUCUGCUUUGCUGUUCUGCCAUCUGGACGUGUCCUAGCGGUGUACAACCACUCUUCGAGGGCCAACGCUGUGGGCCGUCGUGAAGGCCUGUACGACGACAUUGCUGCUCCCGACGACGUCCGCAAGAAUCAAACCAGCAAGCACGCUGGUAAGGAGGCGUUCUGGGGAUCACCAAGGGCUCCGCUGUGUCUCGCUUGGAGCGAUGACAAUGGCCAUUCAUGGAGGCAUAGAGUGCUUGAAGAGGGCGAUGGAUACUGCAUGACGAACAACAGUGAGCAGAAGCUGAAUCGUGAACUGUCGUAUCCGAGCAUCAGGGUUGGGAGUGAUGGGAAAGUGCAUGUUGCUUUCACUUUCUGGAGGCAGGGCAUCAAGUAUGUCGAGUUUGAUCCUGCUGUACUAGACCAAGUAUAG